Salpingoeca rosetta is the source of this 1051-nucleotide messenger RNA. RefSeq lists its product as uncharacterized. The coding region runs from base 170 to 1051 and encodes 293 amino acids. The transcript has 6 exons. NCBI's taxonomy places the organism in Eukaryota, Choanoflagellata, Craspedida, Salpingoecidae. The record is from RefSeq and is a predicted model, not a curated record.
CUCUCUCUCUCACACACACACACACUCUCUCUCUGUCACACACACACACACUCUCUCUCUCUGUCUCCCUCUCUGGCCGCUUUCUCCUGUUGUGCAAGUGGCGUUAUCAACGCUCCAACGCACGCACACACACACACACACGCAAGCACAACUUCUACACCAGGCCAUCAUGGGGUCUGGUGCUUCAAAAAGCACCAAGGUGCAGACAGUGCCAUCGUCAGAGGCAGACGACGACGAUGUAGUUGUGGUGAGCAAGAUUGCGCCCAGUGACAACCCUUCCACUUCCGCACCUUCGUCCUUAAGCAAGGACAAGGACCACAUCAAGGUUGCAAAGAACAAGACUGCCACCAACAGCGACAAUGACCGGCUCAGCCCCAGCAUACAGAAGAACAUGCAUCGUGACGAUCCUACGCCCACAGUCACAACAACAACGGCAGCAGCAGCAGACUUACACUACCACGGCAUCAGCGAUGUGGCAUCCCCAGCCGGCAUCAGUGCUCCGCUUGCUCCACUUGAUCGGCAGAGCUCUGUGCCAUCGAGCAUAGGACCUGAAUCAAAAGUGAGCCAGCGCUCAUCAAAGGCUUCGCUCGUCCCACCUCACACCCAAGAGCACGGCGAUGCCAAGGCCCACUUCCCUGGCACUGAGCAACCAAAGACGGAAGAGCAACUCUUGCUCGAAGCCAUAGACAGGAAAGUGGAGGCCAAGGCAAAACCAGACGUGCCACAGCCACCAGGCCCGCCCCCUGGCAUUGAUGGUCUGGCGCCGGCGAACAGGGCCGGCAUCAGCGUGAAUGUUCGCGAUAUCGAUGAUGCCAUGAACGAGAUUGGAUCGUCCCUUGCUAACAUCAACGAGGAAUCCGAACACGCCCUUCAGCACCGCAAGCCGCAAGUUCAGUUUGAUCCCGACAAGUUCCGGCGCGCAAACAACGGCGGCCUCAACCCGUCCCCAUCAAAAAAGAGAAUCGCCCUCUCCGAAGUCAUCGACGCUUUCGGUUCAUUGCGUGCUUUUUCUGUUGUGCUGCAUUGUCCUUUGUGCCAUGUCCGCGUGUGA